Messenger RNA from Alnus glutinosa, 1725 nucleotides. RefSeq lists its product as uncharacterized. The transcript has 2 exons. NCBI's taxonomy places the organism in Eukaryota, Viridiplantae, Streptophyta, Magnoliopsida, Fagales, Betulaceae. The record is from RefSeq and is a predicted model, not a curated record. Bases 76 to 1725 code for a protein of 549 amino acids.
UGAACACACUCUCUCUUUCUCUAUCUCUCUUUCUCUCUAGCAGUUCAACUAUUCAUUAGCAACAAAAAUUCAGCCAUGGCUGAGCAAGUCCAAGAAACAUCGCUACAAGUGGUGAACAAGAAUACGAGAUUGGGAGAGACGGACGUCCAAGAUUGCAGUCUAUGGCAUCACUUGAUCUUCCGCCAAGAGCUGGAAAUCGAUGACCAGAAACAAGAUCUUUGCUGGCUGUGCAACGAACCAGCAUCGGGAAGUCCCGCCUACAAAUGCUUGAAAUGCAACUUCCGCCAACAUAAAUCAUGCAUUGACAGACCACACGGCGUAGAUCUUGAAAUAGAACAUAAAUAUUGGUGGAAACGACAUCACUUGAUGCUCAUAGCCAUAGACAUCACUAUUAACGUUGUUUGCUCGGGAUGCAAGGAACCAGUAUUCGGUCCCGCCUAUAAAUGCUCCAUACCCGAAUGCGCCUUCCUUCUCCACAAAUCGUGCGGCGAACUAUCCAACGCGAUCCACCACCCUAUCCACCCAGACCACACCCUUCUUCUCCAAGAGCCAUCAGCGGGUGAUGACUGUUCUGUUUGCCACAAAAAUUGCAGCGGGUCCUUCUUUUACCGUUGCCGCCUCUGUUCUUUCAACCUCGACGUCGUAUGUGCUUCGCGCUGGAGAACCAACGCCGACGAUUGCCUCAAACACGCACUUGUCCCCUUGCGGAAGGGGAUACAGUUCACUUGCGAAUCUUGUGGCGAGGAAGCCAUGGAUGGCGGCUACAUGUGUAGCGAAUGUCGAGUCUUGAUUCAUGUUUACUUUUGCCGGGAAUGUGGCUAUGUUGCCCACUUGCAAUGUGCAAAGGAGCACCAAAGCUCUAGUGGAGCCACUAAUUCCGUUGACUACUUAACUCAUUUGGUUCAUUUGGUCGAGGGAAUCAGUCUAAUGGAAGACCAAAAGGUUGGUCCAAUGGAAAUUAAUCAUUUCAGUCAUCCCCAACAUAAUUUAAUUCUCACCCAUGAAAAGCUCAUGGAUGACAUGCGUUGUGAGGCGUGCAUGCAUUUAAUCUUUGGCGCCCCGUUUUACGGAUGUGUCCAAUGUAAUUUCUUUCUUCAUAAUAAAUGUGCUAAACUACCCUUAAAGAUUAAGCGAGGCAUAUUUCAUGAACAUUCACUCACCCUCCUCUCUCAGACACCAUACAAGGAUGGAUUGUUUUGGUGUGAUGCCUGUAAUCGUGGUCGCCACGGCUUCACCUAUAUAUGUGACGAAUGUGAAUGGUACAAUUUGGACGUUCAAUGUUGUUUAAUUCCGGAAACUCUUAAACAUGAAGGUCAUCAACACUCUCUCUUCCUUGCUAUAAGAUCUUUUGAAACUUGCAAUGCUUGUGGUGAAAAGAGUGAUAGUAAUGUGAUCUUUGUGUGCACAGAUUGCAAGUUCACAUUGUGUAUUAGAUGUACAACUCUUCCACUUGUAGGUAAAUAUCUAUAUGAUACACAUCUCCUAAAACUUUCUUAUAGACGUGAAGGCAAUUCUGAAGAGUAUUAUUGUUUGAUUUGUGAAGAAGAAAGAGAUCAUCCAAAUUACUGGUUCUAUUACUGUGAUAAAUGUAAGUUUACUGCUCAUCCCCGAUGUAUUAUUGAAGAUUAUCCGUGCAUGAAGUUUGGAAGUAUUUACAUAAAUAAAGAUCACCAACAUCCUCUCACUUACAAUAUAUGGGACGAGGGUGGUAUCUCUAACAAGUGA